AGAAGAAAAGGAGUGUCCGAGUCCAGGUGAAAUGAAAAUUCAUUUUUCAAGUAUUUUGGUUAGUAUUUGUUUGUUUCAGAAAAUUUACGUUUUCACAUCCCUUGCUGUACCAUGUAAGCAGCCAAAAUUGAUGAAUUUCUGGUUGUCAAGUUUUUCCUUUCCUUCUAGUGGCACCUCCUGAACCGCUCAUGUCUUGCAAGGAGAUUUAUGAUGCGACCGGGUAAAUACGCUCAAUUUUUCGUGUGAAAUCAUUGCGAAAAAAAUUAGGUACAACGGUACUCCUGCAUUUUGACACACUACCCACAAGCGGACGCUUUUUUUCAGGUCAAAAGAGAACAAGGCAUACAUGAUCGAUUUGAACGGCUGCAGGAAGCUGCCUGUUUACUGCAACAUGGAUGGCGCAGGUCUUGGCGACUGUGGAGGCGGUGGGUGGACACUGGUCAUGAAGAUUAAUGGUGCAGAGGUAUCCACAAAGUUGAUAUUGCUCAUUAGGUUAACCUCCCGCGUAGUUCGGCUGUCUUCUCAUUAGUAUGGUUAAAUGAGGAAAAAUUGAAGUUGCAUUUAAAUGAGAAAUAGUUUUGCUCUUUUGUCUCCUCUUGUAACAAAGGUUUAAAUACGAUUCACCGCUUUGGACGAACAGGAGAGAAUACGGCCUUCCUGAAGGGGAGUCUGGCUUGGAUGACCAAGAGACCAAGUUACCAACCUACUGGAACACAGUAGGUUGGAAUCGUGGGUAACAAUGAAAACGCUUGCACGUCCAGCGAUUCCCGAAUCGGGUUUGGUACCGUUGGAUACCCAGACAAUACCAACUCUGUGGUAACGUGGCCAAGCACGGUGGAGAUAAUGGCGAUAAAUUCAUCAAAGCCAUGGGAUACAUCUUCGUUCAGUAGGAACAGUUAAACUUCAAGCAGUAGGGGCCUAAGCUAUUGGCUGCUGAGCAUAGUUAAUAGGAGCACAUGCACGCUAAAAGGUGUCAUUGCCGAAAAAAGUAAUAAAAUGGAUUGGAU
This is a messenger RNA of Pocillopora meandrina, 1007 nucleotides long. The record is from the annotation of a GenBank genome assembly. Lineage: Eukaryota; Metazoa; Cnidaria; Anthozoa; Scleractinia; Pocilloporidae.